Pelagomonas calceolata is the source of this 297-nucleotide messenger RNA. Lineage: Eukaryota; Pelagophyceae; Pelagomonadales; Pelagomonadaceae. The record is from the annotation of a GenBank genome assembly.
AUGGGAAGCAUCACCGAGGCGACGCUCCAGGAGUGGAUCGACGAAGCUGACGACGACAUGCGGGCGUGGACGGUCUUCUGCAACACGCACUGCGCGUGGAGCGUCGACGACCUCACGCCCGUCGUCGCCGCGCUGGAGAUCGACUCGAAGCCGUUCUUCGGGCCCGUGCGCCGCGCUGACGGCGUCUUCCAGCUCUACGUCGAGCUGCCCUACCACCACUACCUCGAGAUCGACUCGCUCACGUUCAACGGCACCGUCGGCACUCCCUCGGCGCGGGCCUGGGCCGACGUCGUGUAG